GGGACUCCUGGACUUUGGGCUCUUGACUACAACUGUCAUGUGGCUUCAGUAUAUAUACAUGGAAGCGCCAGUCUGAUGCACUCGCAAACACGCUAAACUCUUGAGAGACACACGAGCCAAAAGCAGCAAAACGCGGUCAUGAAGGUGUUCGUUGUCCUCGCCCUAGCAGUGCUGUCUGGCUGUCAUGCCAACCUCUUCUAUGCUGAUGCACCCAAGCCACAGCUGGAAGUGCUGACCGAUGCUUUCUGGGACUACAUUGCCAAGGCCACCGAGACAGCUGAUGACACCAUCGAGAUGAUCAGGAAGUCUCAGUUUGGACAGGAAGUCAAUGCCCGCCUGGCAGACAGCACUGACAUUGCCAGCAAGUAUGCAGUCACCCUGCAGGAGCAGCUCCCCCCUGCAGCCCAGGACCUGAUGACGAAGAUCACCGCAGAGGCCGACGUGCUGAGAAAUGUGCUGACCCAGGAGCUGAGCACCGUCAGGGAAACGCUGGAGCCCUACACCGAGGACAUGAAGGCCCAGAUCCAGCUGAGAGUGGAUCAGCUCAAACAGGAGCUGGCCCCCUACGCAGAAUCCCUGGACUCGGAGGCCCUGAGGACCACCCUGAUGCAGAAGAGCGAGGAGCUGAAGACCAACUUGGAGCAGAGUGUGAAGGAUCUGCAGGCUCAGCUGGGGCCCUACACCGAUGACCUGAAGCUGAAGGUGGACCAGCACCUGCAAGACUUCCAGGACAGCGUGGGCCCCAUGACCGAGAAGGUCCAGGUCGAGCUGGCUCAGAGAGCCAAUCUGGUGAAACAGAUGGUGGCCCCUUAUGCUGAGGACGUGAGGGAAAAGCUGGACCCCUACGCCCAGGACCUCCAGGGCCAGCUCAUGUCUCUCUACCAAUCCUUUGUCAACAGCAACUAAGUCAACCUCCACAACUGCUCCAUCGUUUAUCAAGAUGCUGGCCUUGUUCGGUCUACCAUCUGUAAAAUUGUACUGUAAAACAAAUUAAACUAAUAUUUAUUGCUAGGUGCAAAAGCAAACCUCUGCACUCGUCAGAAAUGUAAAUACAAAGUUUUUAUUGUAUGUUGUGAAGUUGGAAACUGUAAUUUUGUAAUUUCUGUAAGUUAUUAAAAAUAAAUACAUGAAUCUGGAAAAUA
Molecule: messenger RNA, 1142 nt
Organism: Sebastes umbrosus (honeycomb rockfish)
Lineage: Eukaryota; Metazoa; Chordata; Actinopteri; Perciformes; Sebastidae
Product: apolipoprotein A-IV-like
Exons: 4
Coding region: 139-906 (255 amino acids)
Biological process (GO): very-low-density lipoprotein particle remodeling; lipoprotein metabolic process; phospholipid efflux
Cellular component (GO): blood microparticle; high-density lipoprotein particle; chylomicron
Molecular function (GO): cholesterol binding; phospholipid binding; phosphatidylcholine-sterol O-acyltransferase activator activity
Source: RefSeq, a predicted model, not a curated record